AUGGGUCCGAUAGCUUUUGGCCUUGCCGCCUUGAACCUCCUGGGCUACAUAGCUCCAGCCUUCGUGGCGGCCUUACCCACGGACUCAAACUCGGACUCUGAAGUCUUGAUUUCUGUGAAUGGUCACGUCAAACACCAAGAGCUUGACGGAUUUGGCGCUUCGCAAGCAUUCCAGCGGGCCGAAGACAUUCUUGGAAAAGACGGUCUAUCUCAAAAAGGGACUCAGCAUGUACUGGACUUGCUGUUCAGUAAGGAUAUCGGUGCAGGCUUUUCCAUCCUGCGUAAUGGCAUUGGCUCAAGCAACAGUUCUGACAAGAACUUCAUGAACUCAAUCGAGCCCUUUACACCAGGCUCACCUGGGGCAAAGCCACACUACGUCUGGGACGGUUAUGACAGUGGUCAGCUCACCGUCGCUAAAGAAGCAUCCAAGAGAGGGUUGAAGUUCCUCUAUGGCGAUGCUUGGUCCGCCCCAGGGUACAUGAAAACAAACCAUGAUGAAAAUAAUGGAGGCUAUCUCUGCGGAGUAACAGGCGCUACCUGCCCUUCUGGCGACUGGAAGCAGGCCUAUGCAGACUAUUUGUUGCAGUGGGUUGAGUUCUACCGUAGGUCAGGCGUCAAGGUCACCAACCUGGGGUUCCUUAACGAGCCUCAGUUCGCCGCUUCCUACGCUGGCAUGCUAUCCAACGGCACACAAGCUGCUGACUUCAUACGUGUGCUGGGCAAGACGAUCCAAAAGCGAGGUAUUCAUGAUCUCACUAUCGCUUGUUGUGAUGGCGAGGGUUGGGACCUGCAAGAGGACAUGAUGGCUGGCUUGACUGCUGGACCUGAUCCUGCGAUCAACUACCUCAGCAUCGUUACUGGCCACGGAUACGUUUCACCACCGAACCAUCCACUUUCAACAACAAAGAAGACAUGGCUCACCGAGUGGGCUGAUCUCACAGGCCAGUUCACGCCCUACACAUUCUACAACAACAGCGGCCAGGGUGAAGGCAUGACCUGGGCUGGCCGUAUCCAGACAGCUCUUGUCGAUGCCAACGUCAGCGGGUUUCUUUAUUGGAUCGGAGCCGAGAACUCGACUACCAACAGCGCUCUUAUCAACAUGAUCGGCGACAAGGUCAUUCCGUCCAAGAGGUUCUGGGCUUUUGCAUCAUUCAGUCGAUUUGCUCGCCCUGGUGCUCGUCGCAUCGAAGCCACGAGCUCUGUUCCUUUGAUCACAGUCAGUUCAUUUCUCAACACGGACGGUACUGUCGCGACGCAGGUGCUUAACAAUGACACGGUUCCUCGCAAUGUUCAACUCGUUGUUUCUGGCACGGGCCGAACUCCUCAUAGCUUGAAGCCAUUUCUAACAGAUAAUUCUAAUGAUUUGACUGCUUUGGGGGACUUGAAGGCUACUGGAAAGGGUUCUUUUCAGACUACAAUUCCUCCUCGAUCUCUCGUUAGCUUUGUUACAAGUUCAUAG
This is a messenger RNA of Fusarium subglutinans, 1458 nucleotides long. Its product is annotated as cellulose hydrolase. The record is from RefSeq and is a predicted model, not a curated record. Gene Ontology annotation, biological process: sphingolipid metabolic process. Gene Ontology annotation, molecular function: glucosylceramidase activity. The transcript has a single exon. The coding region runs from base 1 to 1458 and encodes 485 amino acids. Lineage: Eukaryota; Fungi; Ascomycota; Sordariomycetes; Hypocreales; Nectriaceae.